ACUAUGAGAAACAAACCAGAUGGUCGUGGACCUGACCAUAUCCACAUUUCCUCAUAGGCCGCUCGCUUUCAGUUCCCCCAACUCAAUUCCUGGCCGCCUCAGCGCAUUCACAUCACAUGAUGGCAUGGGUUUAAUCCCAAAGCCUAUGCCACAAGAAGACGAAGAUGCCGCGCCAAUACUAGAAGAAGGAGAAGACGAAGACGAAGCAGAACCGCUGUGACAGAUUGAUGGCUGUGGCGAUUCUCGAGUAUUUCCACCCUCUUCGUAAUGGAUUCCAAUCUUGGCUCCACAGUUCCGGUGCCGAUUCCGGGAUUUGGUUUCUGGGCUAUGGCUGCGGAUGGGCUACUCUUCUUUCCCUUCUCCUUUUAACCCUUUUCCACUUUUCCAGGCGCCUUCUCUUCUUCCUCUUUGCUUCUUCCUCGCCUCAACCUUCUCCUCUCUCUGCCGCCACUCCUAAUCCGCUCUCGCCCUCUGGUUCUAACCCUGAAUCCAGAACGUCGGAGUUGGUAUCAGAAGCAGAUUUGAAGUUCUUGGUUAAAAAUCUGGAUGAGAUUGACGAGAGUGAGAGCUGGGAAGCUGUUAUAGAUAAGAGAAACAAUCUUCUACAUUAUAACGCAAAAUGCUGCAAGCCCAAGAACGCUCCUGUAAAGUACUUGAGCGUGACGGUUUUCGAGAACUGCACUCCUGAGCUGCUCAGGGACUUCUACAUGGAUAACAAUUACAGAAAGCAAUGGGACAAAACUGUAGUGGAACAUGAGCAACUCCAGCUAGAUCGGUCGAAUGGAACUGAAAUCGGUCGCACUAUUAAGAAGUUCCCACUUUUGACACCUAGGGAGUACAUUCUGGCAUGGAGACUAUGGGAAGGAAAUGAUAAAACGUAUUACUGCUUUAUUAAGGAAUGCGAACAUCCGUCAGCACCAUUACAGAGGAAGUGUGUGCGAGUCAGAUACUUUAGAUCUGGCUGGAGAAUUAGGAAAGUACCUGGUAGGGAUGCUUGUGAGAUCAAAAUGUAUCACCAAGAAGAUGCUGGUCUAAAUGUAGAAAUGGCGAAGUUGGCUUUUGCUAGGGGCAUAUGGAGUUACGUAUGUAAAAUGCAUGCUGCACUAUGCAAAUACCCGUCUAGUAGUCAACCAGGAAGUGAUCCUGCUACUGCACUCUCUCUGGUUCAGAAGAUUCCUUCUGGAAUCGAAACAACGGACAAUUUCAAGGGCACUCCUGAGAAUCCAACUGCACCUGCUGCUACUCUUGGCAUGAGUAUGAUGGGGAGUAGGAAGAGGAAAUUAGAGAGGCGGCAAUCAGGGAAAGUGGUGGCAAACGGGCUGCUUCUGGUUGGAGGAGUCAUCUGUCUAUCCCGUGGUAACUGUAGCCUGGGAGCUAAAGUUGCCAUGGGCUACCUCUUGACGAAACUUGGGAAACACAAUGCUCGUCAAUCAAUUGGCGAGAGCUAGUGAGUGAUCGUGACAGAGCAAUAAAAGAGAGUAUGAUACAUGUACCAGAUAGUGGCAGGGUUGUGAUUUUGUAUUUUUGUUUUGUUUUUGGGUUAAAUUGUUGCUUGAUGCCUCUCAUUCUUCUGUAUAGGCAAGGAAAAAUUAUACAAGAGAUGAUGAAAUUCCUUGUUGCUGAUAAACUGAUACUGCUGAUGCAGCUUCAGAAGUUAGCUUACAAUGGAAUAAAAGAAUUUGUAGAUGUAUUGUCCACUUCUCAUUAUAUCUUUGCAACGAGUUCUCAUUUGCUGGCUAGUGAGAAUAAGUUUUAGGUUUUCAAUGGAGUUAUCCAACAAGGCCAUAACG
Messenger RNA from Linum tenue, 1790 nucleotides. Lineage: Eukaryota; Viridiplantae; Streptophyta; Magnoliopsida; Malpighiales; Linaceae. The record is from the annotation of a GenBank genome assembly.